Messenger RNA from Cladocopium goreaui, 11055 nucleotides. NCBI's taxonomy places the organism in Eukaryota, Dinophyceae, Suessiales, Symbiodiniaceae. The record is from the annotation of a GenBank genome assembly.
AUGUCAGCAUCAUCUCCAACCUCUCCACCCUUCCCAGGCAUUGGCUCGCCUCCUCGAGGCCUUGACCGUUCACCUCCAGGACCCCGCAACGGCUUCGAGUGCCACGGCUUCGAGUUCUUGGAGCGUCCGGAGAUGCAGUUGACCACCUCCAAGGUGGAGACCGUGCCCGUGCGUUGGGUGCGGCUGCCCUGGCUGAUCGUUCGAGGUGGAGAUUUGAAAUUCAACUACGAGGGCCUUCUGACUGGUGAGUUUCACUCUUUCACCCUAUUCAAUGUUCGUUUGAGCAAGCAGUUUCCUGUGCCAGUUGUUUCGGCCACAAAGGAUACCAUGGUUUUAGGAGAUGGAAGAGGUGAGCUGGACACCAGGGCGAAUUGUCUCACCAAAACUCUCAAUGCUGCCAUUGCACUCCAUGCUUAUGCGGUGAUUUUGGAAAGUGUAGCCCCGGCAGCCCAAGACCAAUUCGUGAAGGCUGAACUGCUCAGAUUUUGCCGUAGCACUGGUUUCACUUGUUCGCAGACGGAACUCCGCCUCGACCAUGUUUGGCCAUGCCGCAGGCAGAGAGCUUGGUGGAUUCUGACCGCCCCAGAAAUCGGUGAGAUCAAGCUGUCCCCAUGGAAACCUUUGGAUAAUUUGUGGGAAACCCAGCAAAUCAUUCCUGAAAUUCGUUUAUGGGAUCAAAAUGAUGAGCAGCAAUUGAGUUUGGACCACCAAGAACUGGAAGCUUUUGGGGUGACCAACAACACACAUGCCAAGCACAUGCUGAAUGCCAAAGGAGUGGCAUAUCGCUCAUGGAUGCUUUUGCGAUGCCGUCAGGUUUGGCCCUCGCAUGAUGAAGUGAUUCGUGAUGACAAAUUGCUUUCCCUGAUUGGUUUCUGGAAGGAUUACAGUGACCUUUCUCUUGCUGAACUUGUGUAUCCGAUGCGUUGGGAGGGCAAAAUCACGGGUUCAGUUAGUAUCGCCUCAGUCCUUGAUUUUCUCAUCCGAACAAAGGAGACCAUUCCAGAAACUCUCUCGGAUGUCUCACAGCAUGAAGAUGAGCCGACCCCGUGGAUGGAUUGCCCAAUCAUCUCUGAUGACCCUACGACCGUAGGGUGCAUGCAAGCUGACUCGUGCACGGUUGUGAUUGAGGGUACCAGUGACUCCCCUAUCCGUUUUCAGCCCAAGUGUUGUGCCACUGUUUCACAGUUCUUGAAUGCUCAUGCCAAAUUGGUUGAAACAUUGGAUGUUGAGGCCAUUACACUGAAUGGUUCCAUCAUUCCUUUGGAGCAUGUCAUGGAAGUGGGGCAGGUGAUUGUGAUCCGUACUCGGAAGCUACAUGGAUCCCAAGAGGAGAUGCAGGUUGUCCAUGAUGUUUCACCCACGGUUGAAUGGUCACAGCCAGUGCAAGAUCCGAUUGAAGCUUUUUCUCCCCCGCGCAAGGUCUUGAAGACUUCCAAGUUUGAUGUUGGCGAAUGUGGUGUCCCGCCUAGUGGACUCUUGCCUGAUCAGCCAUGGUUGGAUGCCACACCAUUUCUCCAGCUGCAAGGUGAGCAAUUUUUGAAACUCUCACCACCAAUGUUGGCGAAUACCCAGCAAUUGUGGUCAGUGAGGCACCAGUUCUUCCGAACGAAUGAUCGUCUCCAAAUCCUGGAGGCCCAACAGCAAUUUUGGGCUGACGAUGAAAUCCGUUUUCAUUUGAAUGCUUUGAUUCCUGCCUUUCGUGACUAUCAGCUUCAGGGUAAGUCUCCGGUGGUUCCACUUUGCGUCAUUGACCCCUUGAUUACGACCUCAUGGGUUUCUGGCAAAGGGUUUGAUUGCAGUUUUUGGGCAAAAGAUCACCCUGAGAUCUUUCAAGCAGGAAUCCCAAUCAUCACUGUGGUCCUCAUUGACAAACAUUGGGUUCCGGUUCACAUGACCCCUAUUCAACAGGUGCUCCAUGUCUCCACAUGGGACAAAGCUGAUGCUGUUCAUGAAGGGCUGAACCAUGUCAUUCACACUCUGGCUGUUUCACUGGGAUUUGAGAGCGCUCUGAUUAGGCGUGAACACAGACUCUUUUUCACCUCUGAGUUAUGUGGAUCAUUGGCCAUUGCGUUUCUUCGCCAUGCUUUGGUAGGCACCCUUUUGCCCACAGACAGCCAUGAAGCAGAGGCAAUACAUGCCAUGCUCAGGACAAGGUAUGUUUCGGCGCUUCAGAGAAGUGACAUAGUGGACCGUCCCUGGAUUUGGGGUGCGGGUGAUGCUCAGGAGUCGACACCACAGUCAUCGGUGGUUGAAAUCCCCACCGUGAACAUCACCCGGGAUCAAAGAAUUGAUCUCAUCAAUGAAAGGGGCACAGCCAUGGCUGAUGAUGAAAUGCGUUUCCACCUGAUCAAUCUUGUUGAGAAACAACCUGUUACCAAUUCCUUGCUGGGGCGUUCUUUUACCUUCCUUGAGCCGUUGGUAUUCAAUUGUUGGAGUUCCAUUGGGAAAAUCAUUGUGGAACAAUGGUGUGCACGUAACACUGAAGUUCACACCCAAGGGGUCAAUGUGGUCACCGCGUUUGCUGUUGAGGGGCAUUGGAUUCCGGUUUGGUUUUCACCCAGAAGCACAGUCAUGCAAGUGCACAUGCUCCAGGCUGAAGGCAUUGAUUUCACCCAGCUUGAGGAAGUUUUUGAACUGAUUGCUCACAAAUUGGGUUUUGAGACUUUCGUCCUUCACAAAGUGCCGGAUGGCUUGUUAGGCGUGGACGUCAGCCGCUCCCUCCAGGACGUGUUUCUGACCGACAGACACUUGCGCAUGACCCUCCUACUGCCAGUUCAUCCGGUCUUGUCCUCGUCGGUGUCUUGCCACUUGCCUGAUGCUUCUGGACAUACCGAUAUUUGCUCACAGCCAGGGGAAUCCGGGCCACUCCCUAUAAUGCCCGUGGAACAGCAUGAGGAAAUUGCCAGCCUUUCGGCCCUGUCCAGGAACGUGCAGAUCUCCCACCCGGGUCUUGGGGUGUCGUCAAUGCCUGGGGCACCUGUUUCACUCCCUGUGAGUACUCAUUGCCCAAACCAUGACCAUGAUGUACAAGCCAAAGGUGGCCAGAUUGAUGAUGCCUUGUCUCCUGUGUCCACACACUCAAGGGAAUCCGGGCCACUCCCUAUAAUGCCCGAUGAACAUGCCCUGCACCCGGCAGAGUCACCUAGGCAUGGUGAUGACAGUGAUGAGAUGUCAGCCCAGCGCCAGGCACGACUUCUGCAAGUAACGUCCCAUAGCUAUGCCAUGGCCGAUGAUGAGAUGCAUUUUCAGCUCCAGCAUCUGAUGCAGUGUCACGUCCCUGACGGUGUGCGUAGCUUCACAUUUGCUCCUCCACUGUACGUUUUUCAAUGGAUGUUGGGGGACCCGACUGGCCUGGACGAGUGGAUUCAUGAAAGUUGGAAAGUCCGAGAUGCUGAUAUGACUCAUUUAAUGGUUGCAUUUCUGAUUGAAAGCCAUUGGAUUCCUGUUUGGUUUUCACCCUGCCCAGCUGGCCUACAGGCCCACACACUUGCUGCCUUUGCAAGUGAUGAGCCCCUGGUGGAUUCGGUCUUGCACCUGUUUGCUGCCAAACUUGGGAUGCCACUGCAUGUGAUUCACCGUGUGCCUCAUGGUCUGGAGGUUGAUCGCUUGUGUGGUGUGAUGACCCUGAGCUUUUUUGCACAUAUCAUGAUGCGGACUGCCAUGCCUCGCGCUGUUGAGGAACUGCACACUAGGUGCUGGAAGAUGAAGGAAGUUUUUGCUCGUGCCCUUCAGAGUGGUCCUUUCACACAACCCACUGCCUGGGGGUGGGGAUGUUCUUGGGAAUGCAGGCCACUCCCUAGAAUGCCUGCUUGGUGCGACGUUCUUGCACUCAUUGAGGAUGCUUUUGACAUCCAGCACAGCGUAGGUAGGCUCAACGCCUUGCAGUGCAUGCCCUUGAUGCCGCAGGUCCCGUAUGGUAUGUCCUUUGAGGAGAUGUCUGUACAUGUUGCCACCUUGGCCUGUUGUGCACCAGUCCUAAGUUCUUGUGCAGUAGCUGUUGGACGAUCUCAAUUGGAGGCCAAGAUUUCGGAUUUUCUGCAAAGCCCAUGUGAAGUGUUCUGUUGUGCCCUGCUGCUUGAGCACCAUUGGAUGCCUGUCCUUGCCUACAAAGAUGGAUCAGGUGCCUAUGUGUUCCUGGAGAAGGAUCGGUUGUUGAGCCAAUUCCAUGGUUGCCACACGGUCUUCAUUCCUGCGACUGAUUUUCCAUUUUGCGGUGCUGCUACUUGGGCAGUUCUGGCCCGGGUUUGGAUGGUGAGUGAGAUCUUAGGGGACCUUCGUGAGCUCCGUUCUUUGUUGUUCCUGCUGGCUCCUGAACAGGUUUCACCAUCAACAAUGGUUGGCUUUGGACCCCAUGGACACCUGUUCAAAAACUUGUGUGCUGAACUCUCCAAGCAUGGCAUCCCUGAACACAUGAUUGAGGAACGUGCACACGCUGCCAUCAAGGUAUUGGGAAGUGAACAGCUCCUCGCAGCCCUGAAUCACCGACAACCAUGGCGGCAGUUGAAAGCGCUGGGAAACAAUUCGAAAUUCCAGUUUGUCUUACCGAGUGAAUUGGCCAAAGCCAUUGAAACGCAAAAGGGCCGUCCUGUCGCCAAAGGGAAGGGAAAGGGUAAAGCCAAGCCUAUUCCAACACCUGUUGACCUUGACCCUGCUAAGUUGCAAGUCUUGGAAGGUACCUUCCGUUUUCAAGACCGAGUCCUUCCUCAGUUGACCACACAGCAAAUUGGUCCCCUGAGCAGCGGUGUCAUUCUCAUGUCUCACCAGGAUGCUGAGCCGUAUCUGAAGUCCGGGAAGCUUGUUUCACAGGAACCUUUGGCCUUAAUUGUGCUGCAUAGAGCCGAUAAGCCAGUUCAGACUAUGCUUCCACAUGCCCUGAUCUCCGUCCCCUGCCGAUGCAUGAUUGACAGUGAGCCUGUAUUGAUUGACGCUGUUCUUGUUCAGGUUGGCACUGGCCUGGUUGAAAAGACUGUUGGAACUUCGUUGCUUACGGUUGACACACCCGAUGUAGUGACGUUGAAGGUAUUGGUAUACAAGGAUGAACUGCACGGGGAUUGGCCUGACUUCUGUCAGUCUCCUAUCAAGUGCUUGGUUGGCAUGCUUCCAAUGCUGAAGAGAUGUUUCACCGAAAACUGUUCAUGUGAAGGGUGGCACAAUCCGGAAAAACUCCCCAUCCGUGACCCGAUCAUUGAUGUUUGGCGCCGGCAGUAUCUCCGCCAAGGGUUCAAGCCUUGUCCGCCAGCUGAGGCUGAAUUCUUCUCGGUCUGCCUGAGGAUCCCAAUGUGCCUCUUGGAAGUCAUGUUAGGAGCAAGUGGUGUCUCGGGAGUUUACUGUGAGCCACGCACGGCCGAUGGCAAGGAAGUCCUCCCGAGUUACACUGUCAUCUGGACGCCAAAACACUCCCUGCAGGAGAUGAGGCAUAUAAUGCAGACCAACCCGGCGGUGAUUGGCCUGGCGAGAUUGGCUGACCGUCGAGGAUUACGGGUCCGAAGUGCCCAGGCAAAGACCAUCCAUGAAUUGGUCAGACCUGAUACGGUGUAUCUGCCCAGUGGACCAAAGGGACAUUACACUGUAGGCCCGUUCCCCUAUGGAGUUGAUCGACAGGCAGUGGGACGUAUCCUGCACAAAGCUGGAUGGGAAUGUCGCCCUCUUCAACCUGCAGCACCGUGUCCUGGCAAAGGAGUGAUGUGGACUGUCCAAUCUGCAGAGGAGCCUUCGCAAACCAUCCUCAUGACCACCUCCGGUGAAAUCAUGAUUUCUAAGGUCAAGCAAGAUGCAGUAUCACCCUCUGCGCCGUCCCUAACCGUGGGAUCUGCUGCCACUUUGGCAUUGUGUGGACGACCUGCGGAAGGUAAUGCCAGUGAUGACCCUUGGGCUAUCCAUGAUCCCUGGAAACGGUAUCACCCCGCCAGCACUGCGGUGACGGGUCCAUCGGAAGGCCUGCAACAAAUUGAAGAUCGCAUCCAGACAGCGGUCCUCGCAAAGAUUCAGCCACCCAUGGAGCAGGACGACCUCCCUGAUCGGGUCAUGACACUUGAAGGUCAAGUGCAGCACCUGCUUGCAAAGCAGCAGGGUUUGGAGACUCAGUUUCAAGAGCAUAGUAGUCACCAUUCCCAGCAAAUCACUGCCCUGCAAGGUCAAGUCUCUGCCCAGGCUCAGCAGCUUCAUGGUCACCUCGAGAAUCAAAACCAGACCAUGCAGUCGCUUUUCGAACAGCAGAUGCAACAGAUCCGUGGCCUCUUAGCCAAACGCCCAAGGGAAGAAGGUCUCCCUGGCAAGGCACCAUAUCUUGUUUCACAACUGGCCCAAGGGGAUAUUUGGGCUGUGUCUGAGACCCAUUUGAGCUCCCAGGCAAUGAGUCAAUUUUGUGCCAGUAUGCGCUUUGCAAAGAGCCCUUACAAGUAUGUGAUUGGUGGGCAUCCUGUCCCGGCACAGACUGAUCGCACGCAGCAUGCUAGCUGGCGUGGGGUUGCACUGAUUUCCAAGUUUCCUUCCAGAGAAGUCCCGACACACCUUCCUGAAGAUGUUCGACACUCGUCAAGGGCUUUGAUCACCACCUCCCUAGUACAGGACACUUGGAUUACUGGGGGCCUUGUGUAUGAGGAACCUGAAAGUAGUGCUUACCCAUUUCGAAAGACCAACAAUGAGCGUCUCCUCCAUGAGGUGGUAAACCAUGUUUGUUGUCUCACCAAGGGACCCAGGUAUGUUGCCGGCGACUGGAACACUGCCCAGCAUGAGCUCCCAGUUUUUGCACGGCUUGAAGAGGCUGGCUUUGCUGAUAUUCAAGAUGUAGCCAACCGCCGGUGGGGUCUCCCGCCUAUGCCAACGUGCAAAGGGGUUACCAGAAAGGAUUACUUGUACCUAUCCCCGGAAUUACAACAAUUGUUGCUCUCGGUGGAAGUGUAUCCUGAUGUGUUCCCUGACCAUGCUGUGCUCAUGGGAGUGUUUCACUCAAUGCGAGAGCUACUCCCGAAACAAAUCUGGUUUUCACCAUCCCAAUUUCCAUGGCCGGUUGAUUGGAAUGUAGAUGUGCAAUUUUGGCAUAAUGCGACUGGAACUUGUGAAGAGCGUUACCGCUCCUUAUGGCGACAUAUAGAAGACCAGGCGGCACAAGAGGUUCCGUUUCCUGUGCCCUCCAAUGCCAAGGGCCGGGCACGUACAAUGACCACUGCCCCUGUUAUUGCCGGUAAGGUGCCUCCUCCGAGGUGUGCCAGGAAGGGUGACAUCCGGCCACAAUUUGUAUGUGCCUCCUUUCGGCAUGCCCAAUGGUUGCGUCAGACAAGAAGACUCCAGGCGUAUUGUCGAUUUGCCAAAAGUAAUGAUGUUGUUACCACCCAUGGAUGUGCUGUUUGGGGAGCCAUUGUGAGGGCGAAAGGGUUUCACCCGACAUUUUCUCAGUGGUGGGGCCAAUCCACCUUGCGCACUGUUGGGGCGCCUGCUGUUUUGCCAAUCAUGCCUCCGCCUUUUGCUGUUGCCCAACAUGUCCUGGAGUCAGUGUGCCUUGCUCUCCGGCGACUGGAACAGGAACUGCAGCAGUCCUCGAGACUUUAUGCCAGGCUCAAGCGUGACAGCAACCCUAAUGUGAUUUUCCAGGAUCUGAAGUCUCACCCUGACCAGGGGGUGCAUGUUUUGCUUCAACCUUCGACUGCUAAGGUCCUUGAGGUGCGUGAAGAUGAUUGUUCGGUUGUCCUUGAUAAACCCAUGCAGUUUGACCCCUUGUUGCCUGUUGUUUGCACUGCCGUCCCCUUACCCAUCAUUCAUGCUGAACAUGAUUGUGUGUGGCUUGAGAACUUGGAGGGUGUUGCGGUUGGCAGCACGGUUACACAGGUGACACGUGUUGGUACAGAUGAGGACUUGUUUCACCUGUUUUUGACUGCCUGGAAAGAAAUGUGGGAGCGACAUACCCAUGUACCACAAGAGCGCUGGAACACCAUUUUGGAGUUUGCCCGCCAGCACUUGCCCAGAUUGCAGUUUUCAUGGCCUUCCAUCACCGCUGACACCUUGCGUCACUGCAUUUCCCACAAAAAGCCUUUGACCUCUGGUGGCCUAGAUGGUGUUUCCCUCAGGGAUCUGGAAGCCAUGCCCCAUGCAGCCCUUUGCAACUUUGCCGAUAUUUUCCAGUAUGCGGAGCACACCGGCUCCUGGCCGACCCAAAUUGUAGCUGGCCGUGUGGCCUGUAUUGCAAAAACGCCUGUUCCCAAGCAAGCCCUGGAUUUUCGCCCCAUUACUGUGCUAGGCCUUCUCUACCGCUGCUGGGGGACCUUUCAGGCGAGACAGGUGAUCCAAAGGUUAGAUGAGUUUCUGCCUAUGGGACUUUUUGGGAGCAGGUCAAACCGCUAUGCGGGCCAGGUUUGGUCCCAGUUGCUUUGGUCGAUUGAGCAGGCGUAUGAACAGGCCAUUGAGCUCUGUGGGAUCAUUGCUGACAUACAAAAAGCUUUUAACUUUUUGCCUCGGCAGGUUGUCUUUGAGUGUUGUGCUAUUGUAGGUCUCCCUUUUCCGCUGCUGCGAGCGUGGGCCGGUGCCCUCACUACCAUGCCCCGUCGCUUUCAGUUGAAUGGGGCGAUGAGCCCCCCUGCCUACAGCAACUGCGGUUUGCCCGAGGGAUGUGCCUUGUCAUGUGUUGGGAUGAUGGUGGUUGACAUGGUUUACCAUGCUUGGAUGACACACUUCUUCCCCAUGUGUCAGCCUCUUUCGUAUGUCGAUGAUUGGCAGGUUUUGUUGACUGAUCCUGACAUGUUGCAGCCAGCCUUGCUUUGUUUGGAACGUUUCACUCAGGCGAUGGAUCUAUUACUUGACCAGAGGAAGACACACACAUGGGCGGUCAGUAACCGAGGGCGGCAGUUGCUGCGUGACCAGGGUCUUGACCUUAUUGUUGGGGGAAAGAACUUAGGUGCCCAUGUCCAGUUCACAAGGUUGCACACUAACCGCUCCCUGAUGGCACGUGUUCAAGAGGGACAGCCCUUGUGGCAACGUUUGCGCCUUUCUCCAUGUGGAUAUCCUGCCAAAGUCCGAGCCAUUCGUGUUGCCGCCUGGCCACGAUGUUUGCAUGGAGUGCCUGCGACGACGCUGGGCUUAGCCACUUUCCAAUUGCUCCGCUCGAAUGCAAUGCGUGGGCUACGAGCCGAGGCUGCUGGAGCAAAUCCGAUGGUCCACCUCGGUCUGAUAGAAAGACCUGCCACUGACCCGCACUGUUGGUCUAUCUUGCAAACCCUACGUCUCACCAGGGACUGCGGCAUGCAUGAUCGAGUCCAACAGGUUUUGAGUGCAAUUGCUGGUGGUUCCGAUGCUUACCCUGCCAACAGCAUCACCAACACCCUUUGCACCCGCCUUCAAUUCCUUGGUUGGCAUAUUGAUAGUAAGGGGUUAGUAGUUGAUCAUUGGGGUAAGUUUUCACUGUUUGGUAUUUCCAUGCCUGAGCUCCAGUAUCAGGUUGAGAUGCAAUGGACACAUGUGGUGGCUGCUGCCACCGAGCACCGUAGCUGUUUCACCGGGCUGGAGUCCUGUGAUGCCGCAGCCACGCGCCAGUGGCUCGGUACCCUUGAUGGCGCUGACCAAGCAUUGUUCAGAAAGGUGUUGAAUGGAACCCACUUCACGCAGGAUGGCAAAAUGCACUGCCAGGAGACUUCGUCUCAUGAGUGCCCAUUUUGUGAGUGUAGUGACAGUAGAUACCAUUGGUUUUGGGAAUGCCCUAGGUUUGAAACUAUGAGAGAACACAUCCCAGCGGCAGCACGCAAAUGCAUUUCUGAACUGCCAGAAGCGCUUACCUGUGCUGGCUGGUUCCUGCAGCCAACGACCAUGCAAGAGUGGAACUCCCUUUUUGCCAACUUGUCUCCUCCGCCCUUGCCAUGUUUCACUCACCAGGGUGAUUUGUUUCUCUUUACUGAUGGAAGCUGCCAUGAUCAACACAACAUUAACCAGCGAUUUGCAGGUUUUUCAGUUGUUUCUGCCUCAUGUGAAGCGGUGCAUGAUUGUACUGGCAGUCAGAUUUUGGACUCAGGGCAUGUACCAGGUCUCUUGCAGAGUGCCUAUCGUGCGGAAAUUUUUGCAGUACUCAGGGCCCUUCAAAUUGUCCAAAACCAUGAGGGACGUGUGUUUCUUUGGUCUGACUGUGAUGGGGUGGUACGACGGCUCAAGCGUUUGAUUUCUGGGCAUGCCAUUAGCGCUAACAGUAGCCAUUUUGACCUUUGGGAAGAAAUCCUUAAACUUGUCAAACAACGUGAUGGAACUCUGUUUGUUGCCAGGGUUUCCGCUCACCAGCAUGAUGAUGCCGGCGAUGUCUACGCUGAAUGGUGCUUCCGCCAUAAUGGAAUAGCAGACCGGCAAGCUGUUCGGGCCAACCUGACCCGAAGUGCUGAGUUUUGGAUUAUGUGGAAGCGCCAUUGCAUUGCUUGUGAGGGUAUUGAUUGGUUUAAUGGUGUGGUUCAUGAGGUUCAAUUGGCUAUCAGCCGGGAGGUUACACGCCAAGAAACCCCGGUUCUGGCCCAACCUUUGCAUGAGCCAGCAAGCAUGCGCCCGUGUCCAGACUGGGUCUCGCUGCCUCCUUUGUGCCUGCCCGCAGCAGCUGUCCGAUGGUAUGGGGAGUCACUUGUCAGACACAUUGCGAGUUGGUUCUGGUCGGCUACAUACUCAGGUGGCUAUGACAUGGUAUGGGUGUCUCACUUUCAGCUGUAUGUGGAUUUCAUGCUGACGACGGGUAUGCCUGGACCGGUCAAGCGAGAGCGAUGGUGCGAUGGGCGAACUUUGUCCACUCUUUGUUUGGGCAACUAUACGUUUCGCACCCGCUCGCGGUGGUUUAUCAAGGUCUUGAAAGAGAUUUUGAGGCACAUGCAGGUUUCACUGUCUGCUGAUUAUGGGCGGCCGGCCUCUCAGAUGGUCCUCAUGCACACCGGCAUUGUUGCUGUACCAUGGGCCCCUGAUAGGCUCCGUCAGGUCGAUGAGUGGAUGCUGCGCCAUGGAGGCAACACUUUCCGCAGGCAGUCUGCGGCUAUUGACAGCCUCCCUUGUGCUGAUAGAUCACCUUCGUUUCCACCACAUCUUGUUUCAACCAUUGGCCUCUGA